UCGUAAACAAACCAGUGGUGUCGGUCCGUCGGUGGUAACUCAUUGAUGAUGUCUGUCCAGAUAGAGAAACGACGUUAUGACUGUUCAGCAUUACCUAAAGGUUGGAAAAGAGAAGAGGUUCUUAGAAAAACUGGCCUUACUUCAGGAAAAGUUGAUGUUUACUAUUACAGCCCAAGUGGAAAAAAAUUUCGAAGUAAGCCCCAGUUGACACGAUACCUUGGAGAUUCUGUGGAUCUGUCUUCCUUUGACUUUCGCACUGGCAAAAUAAAUCCAAUGCUAGCUAGAAAAAACAAGAAGCCAAGAGGAACACUGUUUGAUUACAGCCGGGGAAUGCGAAAUGAUGCAUCACUUGUACCUCCUAUCCGCCAAACGGCUUCCAUUUUCAAGCAGCCUGUGUCAGUUAUCAAGACACAGCCAUUAAGCAAAGUUAAAGCAGAUAUGAAGCACGGGACACAAGAUAAACCAAAGCAGCUGUUCUGGGAAAAGCGGUUACAAGGAUUACAGGCUUUUGAUGCUCAAACAUCAGUCCUAAGGAAUGUUGACUUACCAGCAGCACUCAAAGCUGUCGGACCAAAUGUGGAAGACCAAACAGUACUGCAGAGUGUGGCCACAGCCUUGCACUUAUUCCCAGGCCCCAUCACUGGUCAGACUGAAGCUAGACAUUACCUGGAAAAAAAUCCAGGAGUCUUUCUUAACCCCUCUCAACCACUUGUUAUUUCAGUCCAGAUCCAGAAUGAAGAUAUAGCGCAGCAAGAGGAGAGGGUAGACCAUGUACGUCACCAGCUGGAGAAGGCUCUCAAGGAGCUUGAACCGUGAACAGUAGAUAGAAUAAGGACUAAAACAAAAUAUAAAAACAUUUUUAGAAUUUGUAAUUUUUUCAUAUAUUUAUUUAGCAUUUGAACAUAAUGUAUGAAUUUUAUCUUUUAGAAAAACAUGAUAUCCGACACAGUUCAGUAAAGCCCAGUGAAUUUGUAAGUAAGGGCGAAAAUUUGUCACAUUUUACAACUGGUUGCAUUAAAUUCUCAGCAGCAAGUGCCUGUUCAUAAGUAUUGAAAUUGAGAUUUAUAUACCUACAUGAUACGAAAAAAAUUCUAAUACCAUAGUUUAUAACAUUGCUCACAUAGUGUGUAUGGAUACACUAAUUUAAGUUCAAUUUCUCAGCUCACAUGGGUUGUGACUUCAAGAAUUCAGGUCUAACAGCUCACAUGCCCUGUGAAUAUUGUACACAUGUUAGAUUCCUCAGCCCAAAGAGUGCUUACUACAUACAAGUUAAGUCCCUGAGAGCACACAACAUGAAGAACAAGUUUGGUACCUCACUUCAGAUGGUACAGUAUGUGAAUACUUAAGUCCCUCUGCUCAUAUUGCCAAUGAACACAUGUUAGAUCCCUCAGCUCGCAUAGUGCAUAAACAUACAAGUUAGGUUCCUCUGCUCACAUGGUCUUCAAACACAAAAGUUAGUUCCUGUUCACACGGUAUGUGAAUAAACAAUUGGGUUCCCAAACACAUGGUCUGUGAAUACAAGUUAGGUAUCCCAACUUGCAUGGCUUCUGAACACUUAUAGUAGGUUUCUCUGCUCACAUGGGGUGAAAACACAUGUGCCUGGCACCUCAUUUUACCAUAACUUUUCCAGCCUUAUUGUUCCAUCCAGGGGUGGAUCCAGGGGGGGUCCUGGGGGUCGGUCCCCCCCCCCCUUUCAUCAGAAAAUGCCAAUACUUUUUCUUUAAUGCAGUAUU
This is a messenger RNA of Homarus americanus (American lobster), 1733 nucleotides long. It is a transcript of the gene MBD-like, whose product is annotated as methyl-CpG-binding domain protein 2-like. The record is from RefSeq and is a predicted model, not a curated record. Bases 46 to 816 code for a protein of 256 amino acids. Gene Ontology annotation, molecular function: DNA binding. The transcript has 6 exons. Lineage: Eukaryota; Metazoa; Arthropoda; Malacostraca; Decapoda; Nephropidae.